AUGUCUUCUAUAUCCACCGAUCAUGAUGCAAGCUCGCGCGACAGCAUUUCGUCUGCUGAAGAUCGCGAUGCGAGUUCACGCGACAGCGUCUCGUCCGCUGAAGAUUCCGAGGACUGGGUUGACAUUCCCGCAAAGCCCCACAAGCCGUCUAGGCUGUCCUUGUCGUUGCGCAACAAUCCCUUCGUCAAUAGGAUCUUCCGCCUUGCCGAUAGAACGCGAUGGAAGAUCUUGAAACCACUAUCGCUACUCGAGUUCCAGGAGGACUUUAGCCCUUGCGAAGCGCGCCAGGUCUACACAUGUGUUUGCCUCGAUGAGCCAUGGAAAGGCGUUGGCGAGUGCAUAGUCAAGAUCAAGUUUCAGAUCAGCGCCAAUCAAAUGGCAAUACAGGAGUAUGAGGCACUGGUCGACGAUGAUCUGGAAUAUCUACAAUCGCAUCCCAACGCCGACCGCAAGAUGCUUAAAAUCCACGAACAUCAUCUUGAAGUUUCCACCAAGCCCAUAACCACGCACUGCAAUGGCGCAACCGCAAAUGAGAUGGAAGCCCUCAUUACCUUAGGGGCAAAUGGGUGUCGGCAUGCGCCUUGUCUCAUAGGUGUAGCGGUGGACCCUUUACGGCGUGGCCUGCAUCGAAAGGCCAUUGCAGGAGGCUAUUGUGUCUUUCUGCUCAUGACCAGGCUGCCCGGAAAACCUUUGGGCCUGGACUCUUUCUGCAAAGCACCGCGCGAUGAGCGCGAUCUGAUCCGCGAGGCUUUCAGGGAAGCAUGGCUCGCCGUGGUGAAGAUUGGAGUCGUUCCUAUGGACCGUGCUCUGCGCAACAUCAUGUGGGAUAAGGACGAGUCCAGGUGUUACAUCAUCGACUUUGAAGACAUCGAUAAAGUUCACACCAGCGAAUACGACUCCUUGAGUCUUUCAGACAGAGAGCUUGCGCUAUGGAUACCAAGCGAGGAGAAGGUCGCGGAAUACUUAGCGGUUUAG
Messenger RNA from Alternaria hordeiaustralica, 975 nucleotides. RefSeq lists its product as uncharacterized. The transcript is spliced from 4 exons. Lineage: Eukaryota; Fungi; Ascomycota; Dothideomycetes; Pleosporales; Pleosporaceae. The coding region runs from base 1 to 975 and encodes 324 amino acids. The record is from RefSeq and is a predicted model, not a curated record.